Molecule: messenger RNA, 2514 nt
Organism: Durusdinium trenchii
Lineage: Eukaryota; Dinophyceae; Suessiales; Symbiodiniaceae
Source: the annotation of a GenBank genome assembly
AUGUAUCACAUGAUCUGUGAGACUCUACCCGAGCAUCGCUAUCGUGGAUUACGCGUUGCACCGCAAAUGUUUGAGCGACAGAUCGCCUGGUUAAAAGACAAUGGUUGGACCUUUGUCACCAUGUCCGAGUUGCGGGAGCAGUACGAAUCCUUGCCUCCCAAAACUGUUGCGAUCACAUUUGAUGACGGCUUCCUGGACAAUCUAACAGCGGCACUCCCUGCCUUACAGAAACAUGAUGCGAAAGCGACACUUUAUUUGCUGAUCGAUCGCCACGAUAACGAAUGGCAAACGAACAAGAAGGCCCACCACAACUCAGGAGAAAUCCUCCGUGAGCAGAAGUUGACUGACGAGCAGGUCAGGGAAAUGCUUGCUUCUGGAUUGAUCGAGUUGGGUGGGCAUACCAUCAGCCAUCUUAAUUUGCAGAAAGCAACACCUGAGCAAAAAGCAGCAGAAAUCCAGGGCUGUCGCCAAACAUUGCAAGAACUGUUUGGCGAAGAAUCCAAGAGCUUCGCCUACCCUUUUGGCUUAUUUGAUGACAAAGAUGUCGAACUCGUGGAGCAGACAGGCUUUACAUCAGCUGUGACAACCAUUGAAGGAAGAUCGCGAGAAGGACAAUAUUUCAUGAGACAUCCCGUCGCUGAACGAGUCAAGCAGAUUGUCCGUCCUUCGUUGUAUCGUUUCUUCUAUAAAGAUAAAGCGAUCUAUGAUUGCCCCAUUUGCCAUUACCAUGGCCCUUUCAAGGAUAAACGGGUCACAAACAAGGAAGAGACGAAGCGCCUCGAUUCCAAAUGUCCUCAGUGUGCUGGGACAGAACGACAUCGCAUGCUGUCGCUGGUGAUUGACGAAGUCUUCGCUGACCGAGAUUGCUACAAAGAGAGCGUCCUGCAUUUCGCACCGGAAGCGUGCCUGCAACCUCGUUUGCGAAAAUUAUUCAACGAAUACAGCACUGCUGAUCUCUUCAUGCCCAAUAUGAAUUACGUUGAAGAUGUUCAAAAAAUGAGUUUUCGAGACGGUCAAUUCGACUGCGUUCUGAUCUCACAUGUGAUGUCCAGCGUGCCAAGUAUGAAUCGCUCAUUCAAAGAAUUGAGACGGAUUACCGCACCAGGUGGGGUGGUGAUCAUCGCAGAAGGGUUCACAUUAGAUCAAACCGACGAAUACCCGGAACAGCGAGGCGACUUCUAUCGAGAAGUUGGUCUGGAUGCCGUUGAUCAACUGAAGCAGUUAUACAGCAGAGUCGAGAUGUUCGUCUCUGACCGCUACGAGGACCGUUAUCAACUGAUCAACAUGAUGGAAGUCAACAGACAAUGCGACGAUGGCUAUCCUGAUCAGAUACGAGUUCCAGGGAAAGAACGCGGCCUGAAGAAGUUAUUCGAUGUGCUGGCGACCACACCAUUACACGAUAAGUAUUGGAUGAAUGGUGGCCUGCUGUUGGGCUGCAUCCGCGAUGGUGGUCCGAUGGAAUACGACGAUGACGCCGACUUCUCAUUCUGGAAAUCAGAUCGCCAAUUGAUGGAAGAAGCCAGCAAGGAUGAUCGAGAAGUUCAACGCUGCAAAAAUGUCAAUCCGAUUAUCCCUUUGCCUGAUCGGAUUGCGAUCAUUGAGGCUCUCCGGUUCGUUGACGAGGUUGUUAGCUACACUGAUGCCUUCCAGGGACCACUCCUCGAAGGACUUGAGAUCGACGUCUUCGCUUGCGGUGAUGAAUAUGGUCAGGUCGACGAAUAUCCCGAUCAGAAACGAACAUUGAAAUACUGCGAAGAGAACAAUGUUGAAGUGGUUCAUAUUCCCCGGACUCAUCGUGUUUCUUCAACAAACAUUCGUGGCCAACUCAAGAACUUCUGGGAUAGCCGAGCAAAACUGAAAAGUGAACUCUCUGCUGGUGUGACUGUCCUGGGGAGCUUUCAGGGCGACCAGCAGAAAGUCGAUGAAGAGACUCAGAUUGAAGUCGAUAUGAUUCUCGCAGCUGCGGGUGAGAAUGUCGGUGGCAGACUGCUCGAUCUCGGUUGUGGUGACGGACGACAACUGGGUGGUCUCUGUCCCAAGUUUGAACAGGUCGUGGGAGUCGAUUUCUCUGCCACUCUGCUGGACCUGGCCAAACAGCGACUUGGUGACAUCGGCAAGAACUGCGAACUCGUCGAGGCGGAUGUCUCUGAAUAUGUCAGCGAUGAAUCAUUCGAUGUGAUUCUGCUCUCAGGGAUUAUCCCCUGCCUGGAUGAUCUACAAAUGGACCGCAUGAUUGCCAACAUUGGUCAAAUGUCGAAGCCGAAUUCGAAACUGUUGGUUCGUUCAUCAAUCGGUCUUGAGAAGCGAAUCAACGUGGUCAACCAGUUCUCUUUAGAACUCAAGGAACGCUACACCGCUUACUACCGCUUGGUGAGCGAGAUUGAGGACCUCUUUCAGGAGAAUGGCUGGAACUGCGAGAAAAACAACCUGCUCUACCAGCAUCGAGAAGAUACCGCAGUCUGGUGGUUUGACUUCUCGCGCGAAGAGCAAUCUGAAGAGCGUCUCGCCUCUUAG